AUGCAAUCUGUAUCUUUGCCAGAACAGUAUACAGAAGAUAUGAAAGCUUUAACUAAGCAGUGCAUCCAAACGUUUGAUCGAUUUAUAGAUGUAAGCGUUAUUUUUUAACCAUCUCUCAUUAGGAAUCAUACCAUCGAGUCAAUGUCUUUAUCGACUCCAUUUAUGAUGAAUUGUGUUUAAAGCCAGCACCUAUAAAAGAGAAGGAGCAUAACACAAGUACUAAAGUUGUCAAAUUACCUGAUCCUCCUCAAGUGAAAAUAGAUGUGAUCAUCAAUUUCACUACUGAUGAAACUCCAUCAUUUAGGUAAAGUAAUAUUAAUCAUCUCUUUGUAGAUAUAUAAAGUAAAAGAAAGAAGUAGUACAGAAAGAGGAGGUGUUUGAAAGAUAGGAGGAUCUCUUACAAAUUUUUACCAAGGCUAAUUCGAUUAUUAUUAAUGAUAAGUCAUCAUCCAUUUACAAGCAACUCUUAGAUGUGUUCAAGAAGGAGUAAAUUUAAGAUUGUGUUGCAUAUCUAUAAUCACUUAGACAUUAAGUUCAUGAGGGGAAGGAAUAAAUUAAGAAGAUAAUUAAGAUUUUGAAGAACAUAAAGGAACAUGAAUUCAAUUAAAAAGAUUACUCCACAAAAGAAUUUCAUGAAAUAAAAAAUAAUUUUAUCAAGAAGAUAUCAGUUAAUAGGAACAUGAUUGAAUUACUAAAAUUAUUGGUCCAACUUACUAGUAUAGAUGAUCGAUUCAUAUAAUGUGGAUCCAAUUCACUUCACUUAUUGGUCUUGAUGAAGGUAGAUCUAAAGAAUCAAUGCUUAGAGAAUAUACGGAUCAAGAAUACAUCUAUAAUUGGAGGAAACUUUGUACGAUGCAAUUUGAAUGGAUCUGUAUUGGAGAAUGUAGACAUAAGUGGAGUCAAUUUUAAUGGUGCUUAGUUGUUUAAUUGUAAAUGGAAGAACAUUAAAAUCCAUGAAUUGAAUAAAUUGGAUGGUCAUAGAAGUUGUGUGAGAUCAGUCUGUAUCUCCCCUGAUGGUAAGACAUUAGCUUCUGGUAGUGAUGAUAGGUCUAUCUGUCUUUGGGAUGUCAAAAAAGGAUAAUAAAAAGCAAUAUUAGUUGGUCAUACUAGCACUGUCGUAUCAGUUUGUUUCUCUCCUGAUGGAAAUACAUUAGCAUCUGGUAGUGGUGAUAAGUCUAUCCGUCUCUGGGAUGUCAAAACAGCAAAAUAAAUAGCCUAGCAUCAGUUUGUUUCUCUCCUGAUGGAAAUACAUUAGCAUCUGGUAGUGGUGAUAAGUCUAUCCGUCUCUGGGAUAUCAAUACAGGAUAAUAAAAAGCCAAAUUAGAUGGUCAUACUAGCACUGUCGUAUCAGUUUGUUUAUCUCCUGAUGGAAAUAAAUUAGCAUCUGGUAGUAAUGAUAAGUCUAUCCUUCUAUGGGAUGUCAAAACAGCAAAAUAAAUAGCCAAAUUAGAUGGUCAUAAUAGUUGUAUUAACUCAGUCUUUUUCUCACCUGAUGGAAAUACAUUAGCAUCUGGUAGUGAUGAUAAGUCUAUCCGUCUCUGGGAUGUCAAAACAGGAUAAUAAAAAGCCAAAUUAGAUGGUCAUACUAAUUUUGUCUGGUCAGUCUGUUUCUCUCCUGAAGGAGAUACAUUAGCAUCCGGUAGUGGUGAUAAGUCUAUCCGUCUAUGGGAUAUCAAAACAGGAUAAUAACAAGUAGAAUUAGAUGGUCAUACUAGCACUGUCGUAUCAGUUUGUUUCUCUCCUGAUGGAAAUACAUUAGCAUCUGGUAGUAAUGAUAAGUCUAUCCGUCUCUGGGAUGUCAAAACUGGAUAAUAAAAAGCCAAAUUAGAUGGUCAUACUAGUUGUAUUAACUCAGUCUGUUUCUCACCUGAUGGAAAUACAUUAGCUUCUGGUAGUGAUGAUAAGUCUAUCCGUCUAUGGGAUGUCAAAACAGGAUAAUAAAAAGCCAAAUUAGAUGGUCAUACUAGUACUGUCUACUCAGUCUGUUUCUCUCCUGAUGGAAAUACAUUAGCUUCUGGUAGUGAUGAUAAGUCUAUCCGUCUAUGGGAUGUCAAAACAGGAUAAUAAAAAGCCAAAUUAGAUGGUCAUACUAGUACUGUCUACUCAGUCUGUUUCUCUCCUGAUGGAAAUACAUUAGCUUCUGGUAGUGAUGAUAAGUCUAUCCGUCUAUGGGAUGUCAAAACAGGAUAAUAAAAAGCCAAAUUAGAUGGUCAUACUAGUACUGUCUACUCAGUCUGUUUCUCUCCUGAUGGAAAUACAUUAGCUUCUGGUAGUGAUGAUAAGUCUAUCCGUCUAUGGGAUGUCAAAACAGGAUAAUAAAAAGCCAAAUUAGAUGGUCAUACUAGUACUGUCUACUCAGUCUGUUUCUCUCCUGAUGGAAAUACAUUAGCUUCUGGUAGUGAUGAUAAGUCUAUCCGUCUAUGGGAUGUCAAAACAGGAUAAUAAAAAGCCAAAUUAGAUGGUCAUACUAGUACUGUCUACUCAGUCUGUUUCUCUCCUGAUGGAAAUACAUUAGCUUCUGGUAGUGAUGAUAAGUCUAUCCGUCUAUGGGAUGUCAAAACAGGAUAAUAAAAAGCCAAAUUAGAUGGUCAUACUAGUACUGUCUACUCAGUCUGUUUCUCUCCUGAUGGAAAUACAUUAGCUUCUGGUAGUGAUGAUAAGUCUAUCCGUCUAUGGGAUGUCAAAACAGGAUAAUAAAAAGCCAAAUUAGAUGGUCAUACUAGUACUGUCUACUCAGUCUGUUUCUCUCCUGAUGGAAAUACAUUAGCUUCUGGUAGUGAUGAUAAGUCUAUCCGUCUAUGGGAUGUCAAAACAGGAUAAUAAAAAGCCAAAUUAGAUGGUCAUACUAGUACUGUCUACUCAGUCUGUUUCUCUCCUGAUGGAAAUACAUUAGCUUCUGGUAGUGAUGAUAAGUCUAUCCGUCUAUGGGAUGUCAAAACAGGAUAAUAAAAAGCCAAAUUAGAUGGUCAUACUAGUACUGUCUACUCAGUCUGUUUCUCUCCUGAUGGAAAUACAUUAGCUUCUGGUAGUGAUGAUAAGUCUAUCCGUCUAUGGGAUGUCAAAACAGGAUAAUAAAAAGCCAAAUUAGAUGGUCAUACUAGUACUGUCUAGUCAGUCUGUUUCUCUCCUGAUGGAAAUACAUUAGCUUCUGGUAGUGAUGAUAAGUCUAUCCGUCUAUGGGAUGUCAAAACAGGAUAAUAAAAAGCCAAAUUAGAUGGUCAUACUAGCACUGUCGUAUCAGUUUGUUUCUCUCCUGAUGAAAAUACAUUAGCUUCUGGUAGUAAUGAUUCUUCUAUCCGUCUAUGGGAUGUCAAAACAGGAUAAUAAAAAGCCAAAUUGGAUGGUCAUACAAGAGAAAUUAUGUCAGUCUGUUUCUCUCCUGAUGGAAAUACAUUAGCAUCUGGUAGUAAUGAUAAGUCUAUCCGUCUAUGGGAUGUCAAAGCAGGAUAAUAAAAAGCCCAAUUAGAUGGUCAUACUAGUUGUAUUAACUCAGUCUGUUUCUCACCUGAUGGAAAUACAUUAACAUCUUGUAGUAAUGAUAAGUCUAUCCGCCUCUGGGAUGUCAAAGCAGGAUAAUAAUAAGCCACAUUAGAUGGUCAUACUAGUGAUGCCUGGUCAGUCUGCUUCUCUCCUGAUGGAAAUGCAUUAGCAUCAAGUAGUGAAGAUAACUCUAUCCGUUUAUGGGAUGUUAAAACAGGAAAAGAAAUUCAAUCCUCUGAUAAUGAUUACAAAUAUUUUUUAUACUAGUUUCAGACACCACUAUUUUAAAAUAGGGCUUCUCCACGUAUAAAUUCUAACAUUUUUUAGGAACAACCAAUCUAAAUUUUUUAUUAAUAUCCUAAUAAACUAUUUUUUAAGCAUAGGGUGCUUUAAUCUUGAAAGGUGAAAUUGAAAAUACAUCAGGGAUCAAUUUAUUCACAUUAUUCAGCCAAAAAGGUAGCUUUAUUUUGGAAAGCCCGUUAGAUUACAAGUAAAAAUGA
Messenger RNA from Paramecium pentaurelia, 3980 nucleotides. Lineage: Eukaryota; Ciliophora; Oligohymenophorea; Peniculida; Parameciidae. The record is from the annotation of a GenBank genome assembly.